CCGGGAGGUAGACAGUUCUUCGUCCGCGGACGUUGUUGCCAAUUCUUUAGGCAGUUGGAUGCAACCUCCAAAGCUCUCGGGAAAAGCGAGAUUUCGUUUUCUGGGGAAAUCCGCAGCUGACUGUUGGAACGGCGAACUGUCCGAAGAGGUCGUCGGGGCCAACUCCAGGUGUUGUAGCUGGCAAUGCAAGUCGACGGCUUGUUCAGUUUCCAUAGCCCGGUUCAUGCGGCCGUUCGCCGAGCCUUCUUCGGCGCCAUCAUGCAACCGUCGGUGCAGCGGAUGCGAUUCCUGUCAGCGCAAUGGAUUAUUCUCUCUUCUGCGGGUCGAACGGGUCAUUCGAAUUCGUGUCCACACCCUGGAAAACAGCGGAGCAAACUGUAAGCACGGUCAGAUUUACACGUUGAGGGCACAAGUUUUUCUUCAAUGCCAAGCCAAACAAGAAUCGUGGGGGCGGUCGCGUGGAACGAAUGAGAGAGAAGCAGAACGGGACACGCAAACCGUGUGCCCCGAUGUCCACGUCAUCCGUUCCCGCCGUCCCAGCCACUUGCGACACGUGGCACGACAUGAUGAUAAUGAUGACGACGGUGAUGACCACGAUGAUGGUGACGAUUACGGUGGUGAUGUUGAUCUGGGCGACGAUGUCGGUGACGAUGAUGACAAUGUUGAUGACGAUAAUGAUGUCGAUGAUGAUGUUCAUAAUGAUGAUUAUUGUGAUGACGACGAUGAUGAUGAUGACGAUGAUGACGACGAUGAUGACUAUGUUGAUGAUGGCGAUGACAACGAAGAGGACGAUGGUGGUGAUUUUGAUGACGACGAUGAUGUCGCUGAUGAUGAUGAUGUUGUUGAUGGUGUUGAUGAUGUUGAUGAUGAUGUCGAUGAUGAUGACGAUGUUGAUGACGUUGACGAGGUUGAUGAUGAUGUUGUUGAUGAUGAUGAUGAUGAUGUUGAUAAAGAUGAUGAUGAUCACGAUGACAAUGAUAGUUGCGUGAUGGAGGGGACCUUCUCGACACCACGCAUCUUCCAGUCGAUCUUCUCGAGACCACAGGCCAUGAGUGUCGAGACGCACAUUCGCUUAGCAGAACCUUUUGAUCCUUGUGCGAAAUCCGUGCGGCAUUUCAACGGUGUGACAACGAUCCAUGGAGCGACCGCAGAGGAUUUCGACGAGGACCCAUGGAUGACCGUCGUCCUGUGCAUGGACGCGCAUCUUGACGACUGUGGCGAGGGCAAUUGGGACAAUAUGGAGACUCACUGCCCUUGGGCAAGCCAGUACAAGUUCGCGAAUAUGUUGGAGUUCGGGGACCUCAUCCCACUGCCUGACGCCGUCCUCGGACAUAAGUUCCUGAACCAUAUGCGGAAAGCACUAAGCUGCAUUAGCCGCUAUUUCAGUCGCCUCGAGUGCCACAACGUCAGGUCAUCGCCACAAACUUGGGGUGGCUCGCUGAAACAAGAGUUGGUGGAUUGCGCUCGUCGCUGCUCGUUCCUGGACGAGUAUCCGCUCCGUGGCCCCGAGAUUUCUCCACGAGCUGUGUCGUACUGCUGUGUGCGGUUGACUCUGUCCGGAUCUGAUUUCGCCAGAGUUCUGUAUGUCGCUGCUUCGAACAAGAGCAGGAAACUCGUCGACGCAGUUGAGCACGUGUCGCGCAACGAGAUUGUGAUUGAAGGGUCCAAAUUCGUGCCGAUGCGUGGGCCAGAACAUGUGGAUGGGUGGCCAGAUUUGGUGAUAGCAGCGGGUGCUGCGAACACCCCGUUCUACAACGACCUCCGCCGGCAGGGCAGGUUUGUUUUGGGUCGAGAGUUCUUCGACCUGUUGGAGGACACAGGCAUCGCACUCGAUGUCCCUUGCGAAGUCGGUCCCGACCUGGAACUGUCAAUGCCUUUGCAGCCAUGCGGCGGUUGUGAGUCGAGCGGGGCAGCGGGGAGGGGGGCGGAUCUGGUUUCCGGGGAGGCUACACAUGUGCAGCGGGAGGAUGCCAGAGGUCAGUUUGAUGACAGCAAAGAUGAGGCAACACCUCGUCCGCCGUUUUCGCCGUCGAGGGAAAGAGACAGCGUGCAGGACAUGGUUCAGCUGGUGAAGUGCGACCGCGUGCUGGUCCGGUUGUGGAAUUACUACCAAUUCAAGCACGAGAAGAGGUCGGACGUGGACUGGAUCCAAUGGUAUUCUUUCCUGAAAUCGAGGUCUGCCGUGUUCAAGAAGUUUGAAGGUCAGGGAUUGGAUGACGAGUUGUGGGAUAACAGCAGGAAACACGUUUUCGACCCGGCGCUGUUCAAGGACUGCCUGCUGUACAUGGGUUGCGACCAGGACAACUCGAUUGAGGUGACGGAGAAGUUGGCGGGCCACAAGAAGUUGUCCGUCGACUGGAGAAACAACGUUCUCUUCGUGUUGAAUGAAAGCAGACUGAAGAGACGGGAAGUCGCACUUGCCGAAGGUGUCGUUCACAAUAAAUGGAAAGACACGAGGGACGUGACAUCCAUCGCGCCGUUCGCCAACGACCCUUUAGAGGCGGACAUCAGGGGCGCAGAGCUGAAGGAGGCAGUGGCUGCCACAAAGAGCCACACGUUCGUCCUCGAUCUGUGCGAGCCGGUUGACCUCAAACUGUGGAAGUCCCAAGCGUGGGAGACUUUGAAUUCCUAUCUUCAGACGUGGUGUCCCUCGCAUUGGACUCUCGUUGUUUUCAUGCCGCGGCAGCACAACCUGUCAUUUCUCGCCAGCAUGCACCAUCUUUCUUUCGUUAAGCUGUUGGAAGGGAAGUGGGUGCGGAGAGUGCAGCAAAAAAAAAGCUUCCCCGUUGGGAAUAAUUUGUACACGGAGGAAGACCGCAUGUACAUCAUCUUCAAGGGUGACGAUCUGCGCGUCAACACGUUCGUGGUCUACGAGGGAAACCUGCCCACGGGUGCCGCUGCUGCGGUGCGAUUGCCUCAGAGGGUCACCCAGACGGAUGGCAGCGUCUACGGGGAUAUGGAACGCAAUCCGACCCAAUUCGUCGGUCUUCUUGAUUUUCUUGGCAAGAAAGGAGAGGGUGUCGUGUUCCUUGGGAAACCGCACGCACGAAGCGUCUGGGAGCUUCUGAAGGCCGGCCGGCACGUUGUCGCAAUGGAAGUGAACUCUGACCUCUUGCAAUUCACGAUGCAGGUGGUGAAAAGCGAGGUCAAUUCGAGUGGGCACAAUUGUGAGUUCAUGGUCGUGAGGCCAACACGGGACAAGGUGUGGAGCAAGAAGACGGAUAUGUGGUUCAAGUUGAGCAUGAGAAAGAGGAACAAGAUAUACGAUUUCUUGUUCCUUCAAACGCGUCCGAGGAGGGACACUGACGCUGAGUACAUCCGCAGGAAGGACCACAUGUUGGCACUGCUCGACAACUACCACUUCGCCUCCCGCAUGAACGCGAAGACGUUUAUCGAAAGGCUGCAGUCGCUGUACUUCGUGGAGUCCGAGGAGCAGUUGAAGUUAGCCGGUUACGCUUCCCUGAUCUCCACUGACGACGAGGAAGCCAUAGGUGUGGAGUUUGUCACCAACACGAAGGAGGAGGAGAGCAACACGGAGAGCAUCGACCUGCAGUACGACCCGCUUCCGGCGGACCACAGACGAGGGUCCUCGUCGGCCGGUCCAUCACCAAGCGCUGCAGCCCUCGUGUCACCAUUGGCCAAACCGGUGUCGGGCACCACGCGGAUGAAGUUGCUUGAGAGACUUAGAGCUCUGGCCGCCCCCCUGCCCGCUUUGCGUCCCGGGUCCGUUGUCCCGCCCGAUCAUCCGUCUUGGAAGGAUGACAACAUCCACUUCCUGCUUGAACCGCAACGUCAUUCACCUGAGCAGGACUGGGGCCAUGACAUGGUUUGGCAUCCGGGAGUCAUCCAGCCAGCGAUACGAAACGGCGAGUGGGUCAUGACCGUGGCAAUCUCGAGCGCGGGAUGGGUGUCAUUCCCACGCGAGUCGAAGUCCAACUUCCUGCACCUCGCGAGGAUUUCGGUCCUCCAAAAAGUGAAGGUCGAAAAUGACACUUUAGCACCCGACGACCUAUCCCUCAUUUUUACUGCCGGUCGACUGUUCGACGAGCUUCAGGACAAGUGCUGGUUGGAAUUGACGGAGGACUACUCCGUCGAAGGGCGUGGUGGACUGGAAAGGGACGAGUUUCGUGGGAGGGAAGGAGGGGAGGAAAUGGAGGAACAGAAGGGAGCGCAAGAAGGGGAGGAAGAAGGGGAAGAAGAGGUGGAAGGGGAGGAAGCGGGAGAAACGGAGCUAAUUGAUUUGUUUGAAGGAAGGGAGGGUGCCGGGUCUGGAGAAGACGAAGUGGAACACAGUGAGGACGAUGCCGGAUCUAGAGAGUCGUCUUACGAGUUCGGACAACUGCACGGAGAGCAUCACGAGGAUGAUGUCGACGACGAUGCCACGACAAUAGAGAUGGAGACACAAGUGGUCAGCAACCUUUCCGCAGAGCCUAAAGAUUAUGCGGUCCAGCCUUUGACGCCUGUUGUCGACUUGCAGCACCGGUUCGACGAGGCUUCCAUCGCUAUCAGCCCGUCUGAAAAAAGUCGACGUAUAAGCAUCGACGAAGUUAUCGACGGUAUCCUCGGCGACCACAACGUGUGUGCCCGUCCGUCCGCAACUGCCAACGUCGCAUCUUCCGUUGCAGCUGCCCUCGCUUCGUCGCCGCCGAAGUCUCUGGUGCUGCAGGCCACCCUUGCCGCCGAAGGGGAAGGCGAGUGCAGUGGAGGACAGCAUGUGACGUCCCCAAAAAAAUCGAGGUUCGGCGGUCAGGCUCUCGACGUGCUCGCUUUGCCUGCGCCAAAUUCACCAUCGAAGGAGCGGAGAGAGAAACAGACUGGUAGGCCGUGAAUAACGCCUGCGCAUCCGGAUGUCGCCGGAUUACAGUCCACGCUAUACACACGACGACU
Messenger RNA from Chara braunii, 4887 nucleotides. The record is from the annotation of a GenBank genome assembly. Lineage: Eukaryota; Viridiplantae; Streptophyta; Charophyceae; Charales; Characeae.